Molecule: messenger RNA, 6747 nt
Organism: Sebastes umbrosus (honeycomb rockfish)
Lineage: Eukaryota; Metazoa; Chordata; Actinopteri; Perciformes; Sebastidae
Gene: atrn
Product: attractin
Exons: 27
Coding region: 360-4178 (1272 amino acids)
Cellular component (GO): Golgi apparatus
Molecular function (GO): protein binding
Source: RefSeq, a predicted model, not a curated record
UUCAAAAUAAGAGUUUAAAGUCCUCCGCGCUUCGCUUCGCUUCGCCUGUUCGCUUCGCUUCGCCUCCCCUCUCUCCUCCUCCGGUUGCGCAUUUCCGCUGAACAUCACGUCACUUCUGGAUGUCAAUAUGCGGCUCGGUGCGGCGGCGCUGGGAAACGGAACCACUGGGAAGAUGUAAACCGAGUAACCAGCCGAAGACAAGCCUCGACGAAGACGCUAAACCGCUACACACACCGGGGGCACGCCUCGGUACCUCGGUAACCACAGUAACCACGGUAGCCCGGCAGUUCGGCUGAAGCUCCGAAGCAGCAACCGGAGAGCAGUUGCCUUUAAAUAAAGCAGCCAUCUUUUGUGGGAGAAUGUCCUGGGCGACGCGGCGGGCCUGCUCCGGCUCCGGCUCUCUCUCUGUCUCUGGACCUGUCUCUGGUUCUGUCCGGAGCCUGCUGAUGCUGCUGACCACCGCGCUCCUGCUGUCGGUCACCGGGCUGCUCUCCGAGGCGAAGGAAUGCGACAAACCGUGUAUGAACGGGCAGUGCAACGCCGCCACCGGACACUGUGUGUGUUUCCCCGGCUGGGUCGGGGACCAAUGCCAGCACUGCGGAGGACGGUUCAGGUUGACGGGGCCCUCUGGUCAGCUGACUGACGGUCCAGGAAACUACAAGUACAAGACCAAGUGCACCUGGCUGAUCGAGGGACAGCCCAACACUAUACUCCGAUUACGGUUCAACCACUUUGCCACUGAGUGCAGCUGGGACCACCUUUACGUGUACGACGGAGACUCUAUUUACGCCCCCCUCCUCGCUGCCUUCAGUGGUCUGAUUGUUCCUGAGCGUUAUGGGAAUGAGACGGUUCCUGAGGUGGUGUCUCAGUCCGGUUAUGCCCUGCUGCACUUCUUCAGUGAUGCCGCCUACAACCUGACCGGCUUCAACAUUUCCUACAGGGUGAACACAUGUCCCAACAACUGCUCCGGCCGUGGCGAGUGUCGCGUGAGGAACUCCACCGGUUCGGUGUACUGCGAUUGCGAAGACAACUGGAAGGGGGGAGCCUGCGACGUCCCCUACUGCAUGGCCGACUGCGGCUACCCCGAGAGAGGCCGCUGCCAGGGCAAGACCUGCGUCUGCAAGACUGGAUGGCAAGGUCCAGACUGCCUCGUCUCAGUGCCUGCCAACUCCUCCUUCUGGACCCGGGAGGAGUACACCGAGGCCGGGCUGGCGAGGGCGUCCCACAAGGCCGUGGUGGACCAGGGCAUCAUGUGGGUCAUCGGAGGCUACGUCUUCAACGCCUCCGACUACAACAUGGUCAAAGCGUUUAACCUCAGCAGCAAGAGCUGGCUGACCCUUGACCCCUCCGUCCACACCGUCACGCCACGAUACGGCCACUCACUGGGUCUUCAUGAGGGGAAGAUCUACAUGUACGGAGGAAAGAUCGACUCCACGGGAAACGUGUCCAGCCAGCUGUGGGUUUUCCACAUCCAGAACCAGACCUGGGUCCUCCUGAGCCCGCGGCCCAAGGAGCAGUAUGCCGUGGUGGGACACUCGGCCCACAUCGUGCCUCCCCUCCAGGAGGGGGAUGGUCCCAUCAUGCUGGUUAUGUUCGGACACUGUCCUCUGUACGGUUACAUCAGCCGGGUGCAGGAGUACAACAUCGUCAGGAACACAUGGAACAUGGUGUCCACGGACGGCGCUCUAGUCCAGGGCGGCUACGGCCACAGCAGCGUCUUCGACCCGAGCACCAGAGCCAUCUACAUCCACGGAGGCUACAAGGCCUUCAGCGCCAACAAGUACGGCCUCGCUGGAGACCUCUACAAGUUCGACGUGGACAAGAGGAAGUGGACGAUUCUGAGAGACAGCGGCUUUUUCCGUUACCUCCACACAGCGGUGAUAGUGAGCGGGACCAUGCUGGUGUUUGGAGGAAACACACACAACGACACGUCCAUGAGUCACGGAGCCAAGUGCUUCUCCUCCGACUUCCUGGCCUACACUCUGGCAUGUGAUGAGUGGACGGUGUUGCCUCGACCGGACCUCUACCACGACGUCAACCGCUUCGGACACUCGGCAGUCUUCAGUGACAGUGCGAUGUACGUGUUCGGCGGCUUCAACAGCCUCCUGCUCAGCGACGUCCUCAUGUACACCUCGCCGAGCUGCGCCGCCUUCUCCAGCCCGGCGUCCUGCAGCCAGGCCUGGCCGGGGAUCUACUGCGUCUGGAACAGCACCCAGGGGACCUGCCUGCCCUGGGAGAGCAACGCUAUCGGAAGCGAACAGCCGCCGCAGCUACCGGCCUCCUGCAACACACGCUCAUAUGCAGAUAACGAGCGGUGUGACCAGUACACAGACUGCUACAGCUGCACUGCCAACACCAACGGCUGCCAGUGGUGUUCAGGCCAGUGUGUGUCUCUGGGAAGCAACUGCACCUCGACCACGGGGGCCAUUGGGGAGUUUGAAGUUUGCCCCAAGGACAACCCCUCAUACGUGUGCAACAAGAAAACCAGCUGCAAGAGCUGUGCUGUGGACCAGAACUGUCAGUGGGAACCUCGAAACCAGGAGUGCAUCUCACUGCCAGAAAACGUGUGCGGUGAAAGCUGGCAUCUGGUGGGCAACUCCUGUCUGAAGUUCAUCACGGCGAAGGACUCGUACGACAACGCCAAGCUGGCCUGCAGGAGCCACAACGCCGUCCUGGCCUCGCUGACCACGCAGAAGAAGGUGGACUUUGUCCUGAAGGAGCUGCAGAUUAUGAGCGUGGUGUACAAGGCCACAGUGACGCCCUGGGUGGGGCUCAGGAAAAUCAACGUGUCGUACUGGUGCUGGGAGGACAUGUCGCCCUUCACCAACACCACCCUGCAGUGGCUGCCCGGCGAGCCCAGCGACGCCGGCUUCUGCGGCUACCUGGCCGAGCCGGCGUCCAGCGGACUGAAAGCGCAAACCUGCAUCAACCCCGUCAACGGCAGCCUGUGUGAACGGCCAGCUAACCACAGUGCCAAGCAGUGCCGGACGCCGUGCGCCAUGAGAACCACCUGCAGCGAAUGCACCAGCAGCAGCUCCGAGUGCAUGUGGUGCAGCAACAUGAAGCAGUGCGUCGACUCCAACGCCUACGUGGCCUCCUUCCCCUUCGGACAGUGUAUGGAGUGGUACACCAUGAACACGUGUCCACCGGAGAACUGCUCCGGGUACAGAACAUGCGGCCAGUGUCUGGACCAGCCGGGCUGCGGUUGGUGCACCGACCCGAGCAACACGGGCAAAGGCCAGUGCAUCGAGGGCUCGUACCGCGGGCCCUUCCAGACCUCAGUCCCGGCCCCGUCCACGCUCCCCGGCCUGCCCGCCAGUCCCCAGCCGGCCCUCAACGCCAGCAUGUGUCCCAGCGAGGCCAAAUACAACUGGUCCUUCAUCCACUGCCCAGCUUGUCAGUGUAACGGUCACAGCCAGUGUGUCAACGAGAGCGUGUGCGAGAAGUGCGAGGACCUGACGACCGGCCGUCACUGCGAGAGCUGCAUCUCCGGCUUUUACGGAGAUCCGACCAACGGGGGCAGCUGCCAGCCCUGCAAGUGUAACGGCCACGCCAGCAUGUGCAACCCCAACAACGGCAAGUGCUUCUGCACCACUAAAGGCAUCAAAGGAGAUCGCUGCCACCUGUGUGAAGUCGAGAAUCGUUACCAAGGCAACCCGCUCAAAGGCACAUGCUAUUACACGCUCCUCAUCGACUACCAGUUCACCUUCAGCCUGUCGCAGGAGGACGACCGCUACUACACCGCCAUCAACUUCGUGGCCACACCUGAGGAGCCAAACCGGGAUCUCGACAUGUUCAUAAAUGCCUCAAAGAACUUCAACCUGAACAUAACCUGGGCCACCAGCUUCACCGCAGGCACUCAGACCGGUGAGGAGAUCCCCAUCGUCUCUCGGAGCAACAUCAAGGAGUUCAAGGACAGCUUCUCCAACGAGAACUUUGAUUUCCGCAACAGCCCGAACAUAACCUUCUUCGUCUACGUCAGCAACUUCACGUGGCCCAUCAAGAUACAGAUCGCCUUCUCGCAGCACAGUAACUUCAUGGAUCUGGUGCAGUUCUUUGUCACGUUCUUCAGCUGCUUCCUGUCCCUGCUCCUCGUGGCCGCCGUGGUUUGGAAGAUCAAACAAAGCUGCUGGGCGUCACGGCGACGAGAGGUUAGAGCAGCCACACGGCCCGCGUGAGAUGUCGAGGUCUCGCCUUUUUUUGACGCGAGCCGCGCACGAUUCAACAGACAGUGAAGGUGAUCUAUUGACUGUAUAUUGACAUCAUAUCAGCAACAUUACUACAGUUCCGAUGUCUUUAUCUGUAAAAAAUGUUACGGCGAUGAAAAAAAGUAAAGACUUAUUUUUAAAUCAAAACUUUCAUUUCAAAAUAAAAGCCCUCGACUGUUUUUUCUAUGGACAGAAUUCCUUCAUUUGUAAACACGAGGCUUUUGGCUUGACGAUUUAUCCGCCACCGCCAACGAUUUACCCGCAUUUGGCGGGUGGCGGGUGCUAAUUUCAGACCCUGGUGGAAACUACUAAAAGUCACUGAGUGCAUUGCAAUACUCACUCCCUGAAAAAAAAAGACGAAAUGCAUUUUCAUAGUGUGUUUCCUGAAGGGUUUGAACCACCUUUUGAAUGAGUGGCUGAAAGGUUGUGUGCAUGUGGGAGUGUGUUUCUCUCUCUCUGUAUGUGUGUGUAUAUGUGCGUGUGUGUGUGUGUCUCUGGCAGUGUCUGAGGGCAAUCCGAGCUAUUGUUGUGCUUAAUGUGAACUUUUGGUUUGUGCUUUUCACACUCGGUGCGCCGGCUGAAGUGCCUUUCGGCUGUAACCUCGCCCGAGAGUGCUGUCAUCACCCUCACCUCCGGAUGCCUCUUAACAUCCUCCCCCUUCACCUGCUCCCACUCCGCCCUCUCUCCAUCACACAACCACUGUUGUCCAGCUGGACCCUCUUCAGGCUAGCCUUUAAACAAAAUUAGCACUGGACCUUUGUUGAGAGGGAUGGGGCGGCUACAGGAAACUGUGAGGCCAAUAUUAAACGCCCCAACAGCAGGGUUUGCUAAAAUGCCUUUCAUGGAAUCAGCUUGGUCUCCCCUAAAGAUGGCAAAAAGCAGAUAUAUAAGAGAGAAUUAGUGAAAUUGACUCGAAUUUCAGACUCGAAAUAAGGUCCCAUGGUGGUCCACCGGAAGGGGCGUGACUUCGCCUCUCUUUACCGUCUGAUAACGCACAUUUAAUGAGCUGAUAACAGUGGAAUCAGGUGCCUGAGGCAACAAGUCCUGUCCUAAAAUCUGGACCAAAAAAUGCAAAAGUAAUAAUGAAGGAGUUUCUAAAUAAUAAAAGAAGAGUAAUGUAGGUCCAUCUGAGUCCUGGAUGUAAAGUAGGCACGGGGCCAACACUUGUGAAAAGAUGUGGGGGGGGCUGAGAGAAAGCAGAUACCAUAUUAGAUAUAUAGUGAGCACCUCCUAUCACAGAUGUCGAGUUGAAUUAGGGCUGUGAUUCCUUUAGAAAUACUCAGCAGUAGCGUUUGGCCUCCCACGUCCGCCUCCCUCCACACACACUGGAGAAAAAAAAGUCUGUUUUCUGUAUGCAUGAAGAAUUAUGUUUGGAUAUAACACUUUUCAUAGUCUACUGCAGGAUUUCCUCAUAACUUGAGCUGUUGAAAAGUGUUGUUUUACUGCUGCAAAAUUCAUACAAAAUACACUUUCAUCAUCUCUCACACAUACAGUUCUUGCAACUGAGAGUGAUGUGAUAUACUGUGAGUAUAAUAAAUAGAGGAGACACAACACCAACCGAACAACAUUACAGAUCAAGAAAGGAGCUUGUAAUUGUGCCACUGAGACUGUGUAGGAAUCUCAUUUCUAGUUUGAGCUUUAACUAUAAUUACCAUGUCCUACUCAUGCAGAAAGGCACACAGUUACACAUAGCAGCCCUGCCUUCAUGCAUACGCAUGUACAGCUUAAACACAUCCUGACACAUCAUUUUCGGCAAACAGAAAGCUAAUCAUGUUUUUCCAACGAGGCCAACUCUCUCGUUACAGCCGUCUGCUUCUCUCGACACCGGGACCGUUCGCUUUCUUUUCAGCGCUGUCCCUUCAGGCUUCGUUCCCACAUUCAUCCCGGAUUCCUCCAUGUUACUCGGUGCUUGCAUCAGCCAAACGGUGACACACAUUUUGCAGCUAAUUAUGCCCACAUUCACCUCACUCAGGCCCGAUGCAGUGAGAAAUGGUGUCCGUUGCAUUUUAUGUGGUCGUUGCAUGGUCACGGGGACUUUAAGGCCGUGGCCCUGAUCCUUGUACUUCUUACUCCUGGCUGCUUGUCAUCUGACUGUAAGGAGUUUAAGCUUAUUGUGCUGUCACAGUCAUUGUAAGUCGCUCUGGAUAACAGUGUUAGCUCAAGCCCUAAAAUGUAAAUGUCACUGUGAGCUCUUUUUAAGAAAGGCAGUAGAAAAACGGCUUGAAAUAAAGUUUUUGGGACUUUUUUUUUACAUCGCCCAAACGUUUUUCUUGAAUUUCUUUCUUGAAAAAAUAAAUAUAUUCUAACUCUUGCUACAGUCAGUAACUGCAGAUAUGAAUGAUUUAUGGAUUAUUGUCUUUGAAAAUUAAAAUGCAUACGAGUACAAAUGAAAAAGUAGGCAUCAAAUUAAAACUGUCUGUAGUAUUGGUGGUUCCAUAUCAUAAUUAAGUUAUAUGGUAAGAAGGGCUGUCAAUGGAUUAAAGCACUUAAUUCAUCCAUUUAAUGUCCAUAUUUAAUCGCAAAUUAAUUGCACAUCCUU